GGCUGCAGUCACCAUCCACAGUGAUUUUGGAGACAGGCCUAAGCACAUUUUUUAACCUGGAUCCUUCCCAGAAGCCUGGCAUUUUUGCUACCUGAGCCUCACCUCAUAGCUAUUUUCCAACGGAAAUUGGGGCUAAAUGGUCUGAAGAAAAGGAGAAACAUGCUCAUGAAAAACACGGAGAAGGUUGCCUGGGAAACGCUCGGCAGGGGCUGGGGGAUCCAGGGCACAGUUGCCCAGCAACAGGUGGUGCCCUCCCUUCCGCCCUCAUGUGAGGCAACUGUCCAGCACCCUCUGCUCACACAGGGAAGAGCGGCUCCGACGGAGAGUCAGAAGCACGGGACCCACUGCCUGAGGCAAGACCUGAGGGGGGCUGAGAUGGGAGGAGAGGAGCCCUCAGGGCUCUUUGAGUUUUAUCUGAGGCACCCUGGAGUCUGGGAGGAAAAUACAGCUUCCAGGAAGGGCCUACCUGCAGACCCAGGUGGGCCCUGUCUCUCUGGCCAUCUGGCUCCUUCCCGCCCUUUCUGGGUCUCCGGGCUCCUCUUUCUGCGUGGGUCUGUUUCUCACCCAGAUAUCUGGGAGCCCGGCUCCCCUCUGUCUCUCUCCUCCCCGUGUUCACACCCCUGAGGCCCCCCUCUGUCUCUCCUGGUGGUAUCAACCUUCUCUCAGGCGCUUCCUCUCCUGACCGCUGUCUCCUCAGAUGCCUCCAACCCCAGCUCUGCCCUCGGGGCAGACGGAGGCCUCCUCGUGGGUCCCGCUGCCCUGCGGACCCUGCAUCCCCAUCAUGGUGGCCCUGGCCGCUCUGGCCGCCGUCUUCCUCCUGGCCACAGCCGUGUUGGCCGAACGCCUGUUUCGCCGCUCCCUCCCGCCGGACCCCAGCAUCCGUGCACCCACCCUCGUGUGGCGCCCCGGAGGAGAGCUGUGGAUCGAGCCCAGAGGCACGCCCCGAGAGCGCUCUGAGGACUGGUAUGGCUCAGAGGUCCCCCUGCUGACGGACGGGGCCCCAGACCCGCCCGCCCAGGGGGGCACCUUGGAGGCACGAGCGACAGCCCCACCCGCUGCCUCAACCCCACGCUCCCCCCCCAGCAGCCUGGUCCCCCAGACCCCACCCAAUGCCCCAACCCAGAGCACCUUCUGGGGGCCCCAGGUCUGGGAGGAGAGGCCCCAGGCCCCAGGCCUGGUGAGCUGGGCUGAGCCUGAACGGAGGCCAGAGGCCAGCGUGUAUCCCGGGAGCCCCCAGGCCCGGAGGGUGCGGCCAGGAAGCCCCGAUCUUGAGUGGGGCCUGCAGCCUCGGGUCACCCUGGAGCAGAUCUCAGCUUUCUGGAGGCGUGAAGGCCGAAGCAGUGUGGGUUUCUGAAUCCCCAGGGCCUGCCUGGAGGACUGGCCUUCCAGAGACCCUGGGGGGAGGCCCAACCUCAGAGGGAUCUUAAGAUCCUGAGGCUCCCAAGAACUUGAGCUGACACCUGAGGUCUCCUUGAGGAAUGCCCACCCCAGGCCUUUUACUUGUGGAUUUCAGUUCCCCUGGAUCUGGGCCUGGGAGGCCUGGAUGUGGACAGAGCCUGUGCUUUGGCAGGAACUCAGUGGUGUCUUUGCUUAGCUGCUGGGGGCUGUGGCGCAGAGAACUGGAUUUGGGGCUGUCUCUGGUGACUCAGGCAGUAAAAAAAUCUGCCUGUGAUGUGGGAGACCCAGGUUCGAUCCCUGGGUCGGGAAGAACUCCUGCGGAAGGAAAUGACAACCAACUCCAGCAUCCUUGCCUGGGAAAUCCCAUGGACAGAAAAGCCUGGCGAGCUACAGUCCAUGUGGUUGCCAAGGGUUAGACACAACUGAGUGGCUAACACUGCAUCAGAAGCUGCCAAGAUCACACUUUGGAUUAAGAAAAAACUCAAGGCAACAGACAGGAAGGAAAUAGCAUCAACACAGCGGCUUCCACCUUUCUUCUGCGUGUACCUGAGAUGCCAACACUGGAGUCAAGGGUCCCAUAGAUGCUGAAGAACAGACUGUGGUGAUGACGAGUGUCAGCCACUAGCAGGAGAGACAAGAAUUCAGCUUCCCAGGCCCCCAUCAUCCCACCAGAAAAACACAUACAGAGAGGUCAAGAUACAACAGAAUAUCUUAUUAGAUACAAACUGUGGCUUUGGCCCCCUGCUGGUGACAGGAGGCCCUCCUCUUGCCUGCAGUGAGACCUACAGUCUAAAAAAAGCCAGCAGGCAGCAAGUCCUCUUGAGGCCAUCUCUUCUUAGCCCUCUGGAUCUUACCCCUCCACAUGCGGGGAGGCCUGAUCCACGGAGAUCUGAGUUUGAUCCAAUGCAGAAGGGACACUCUCUUGAGCAAGGCAGCUCCUAAAACCGCGUCCCUGGCCAUCUUUCCUCCCAGUUUGCUAGCCAGAGCUGCCCCAAGACAGGCUUACUUAUAAUGUUCCACCCCACAAAAAUGGAGCCCCCAUAUCUGUAUCAGCUGACCUCCCCUUUGGGCGUGGAGCCAGGAGUUGGGGGUGGGGUGGGGGCAGGCGAAGGAAUUUCCAUUCCCUGGGAUCUGACUUCUCAACCUCAGUCCUGAAUGUUAGGAUUUCUGCCAUAUCAGUUGACCACCUGUACUUUAUAUUUUUCUUUACACAUGGUUUACUGUUUGCUUAAUAAAUUUAUUUUACAAGGAA
Dama dama (fallow deer) is the source of this 2650-nucleotide messenger RNA. RefSeq names its product chromosome 10 C16orf54 homolog (gene C10H16orf54). The record is from RefSeq and is a predicted model, not a curated record. The transcript has 3 exons. NCBI's taxonomy places the organism in Eukaryota, Metazoa, Chordata, Mammalia, Artiodactyla, Cervidae. Bases 698 to 1354 code for a protein of 218 amino acids.